CCGCAUUAAGUGAAGAAGGGUGACGAGUGAGCACCGUCUGGCACCGAACAAAUCGUCGAGAUGGCUGGUCCGUAUUUGUCCUCUCUGCCUGGCGACCUUCUCACUGAAUACAUGUUCGGGCGAAGACGGCAGAGGCGGAACAGGACGACUUUCAGUCCGCAGCAGCUCCAGGAGUUGGAAGCGUUGUUCCAGAAGACACAUUAUCCAGACGUUUUUCUCAGAGAAGAAGUCGCUCUAAGAAUAAGCCUAUCCGAAGCCAGGGUACAGGUGUGGUUUCAAAACAGGCGUGCGAAGUGGCGGAAACAAGCCAGGCUGCAGUUGCUUCAAGACGCGUGGAGGAUGAGAUGUUUGGGCAUCACGUCUCCCCAAUUAAUACUACCAGGUAGACCCGCGGCCGUACCGCCGAUGGAACCCGGCAAAGAGCUAUCCGACAAGCUUCCCGAGUUCUCCCCAAUGGCACCCAUUAACCCGACGUCUUUUCCCCUUCGAACUCCCUGCCACUAUUCUCCAGGAGCUGAGUCGACUAGUCCGAAUUCGCUGAGAAGCUCACCGAGUCCUACCGACCUUUCGCCAGGUGUACCGGAUGACUUGUCGAUGACCAAAUCUACAGCCGUUAACGACGCGUCAUCGCCCAACGUCGGGAAGAAUUUGGAUGGUACUUUGACGGGUAACGAUAAUGGCGCUCCGUCUACUACGACGCAGGCGUAAUUGAAUAGCUGAUUUA
Messenger RNA from Cylas formicarius (sweet potato weevil), 724 nucleotides. RefSeq names its product retinal homeobox protein Rx1. Gene Ontology annotation, biological process: regulation of transcription by RNA polymerase II. The coding region runs from base 61 to 708 and encodes 215 amino acids. NCBI's taxonomy places the organism in Eukaryota, Metazoa, Arthropoda, Insecta, Coleoptera, Brentidae. Gene Ontology annotation, molecular function: RNA polymerase II transcription regulatory region sequence-specific DNA binding; DNA-binding transcription factor activity, RNA polymerase II-specific. The record is from RefSeq and is a predicted model, not a curated record. The transcript is spliced from 4 exons.